This is a messenger RNA of Aureobasidium namibiae CBS 147.97, 1365 nucleotides long. Its product is annotated as aromatic amino acid aminotransferase. The transcript has 2 exons. Gene Ontology annotation, molecular function: L-2-aminoadipate:2-oxoglutarate transaminase activity; pyridoxal phosphate binding. Gene Ontology annotation, biological process: biosynthetic process. Lineage: Eukaryota; Fungi; Ascomycota; Dothideomycetes; Dothideales; Saccotheciaceae. The coding region runs from base 1 to 1365 and encodes 454 amino acids. The record is from RefSeq and is a predicted model, not a curated record.
AUGGCGUCGCCAGACUCCAUCAAUCUGAUCAAAGGCUGGCCGAGUACAUCACUGCUCCCGACUAAGCAUCUAAGCAGAGCUGCCCAGAUUGCUUUAGCCGAUCCAUCCAUUGCUUUUCCAGGCUUACUUUACGGUCCCGAUGAGGGCUAUGCUCCGCUGAGAGAAACCCUUGGAGUAUGGUUGUCUGAUUUCUACCAACCUGAACAACCUGUCGGCAAGGAAAGGAUCACCAUCACAGGCGGCGCCUCUCAGAAUCUGGCUUGUCUGCUCGAGGUCUUCACCGACCCUGUCUACACUAGAGACAUACUGUUUGCUGCCCCUGCAUAUAUGCUGGCCUUCCGCAUUUUCGAAGACAAUGGCUUUUCGGGCAAGAUGAAGGCAGUUCCCGAGGAUGAUGAUGGCAUGGACAUGAGCCUACUCAGGAAAGCACUUGAGGAGAGCGAGAAGCACUCGUCUGGGAACAAGACUCCUAUGUUCAAGCCUCCAAGACCUUACGCAAAGUAUUACCGCCAUGUCAUCUACUGCGUGCCCACAUUCUCAAAUCCCUCGUCAAGGACCUUGCCAUUGGAUCGAAGAAUCGAGCUUGUAAAACUGGCUCGAGAGUUUGAUGCGCUCGUGAUAUCCGACGAUGUCUAUGACUUUCUGCAAUGGCCUGCGGAUCUCAACGCCUCGCCAUCAAGCAUUACCAAAGCGCUAUUGCCUCGCCUAGUCGAUAUCGACCGCUUUCUCGACGGCGGACCUGAACGCUCUGGAGCCGAUGGCUAUGGUAACACGACGAGCAGCGGUAGCUUCUCCAAGAUAGGAGGGCCAGGACUUAGAGUCGGAUGGUCAGAGGGUUCGCCCAAGUUCGCAUACGGAGUCUCGCAAGCUGGCUCCUCUUGCAGUGGAGGAGCUCCAUCUCAGCUCACGUCCACGUACAUGAACAUUUUGGUCAAAGAUGGGACCAUGUCCGAGCACAUCUUCAAGACACUACAGCCAGCAUACGCUGCACGAUACAAGACCUUGGUGUCGGCAAUCGAGGCCCAUCUCUACCCUCUUGGUGCCAGGCUACCACAAUCCAAUCGGCAAGUUGUAGGGGGCUACUUCUUGUGGUUGACACUGCCUGAUACGGUCAACGCAAUUGACUUCGCGAAGAGAUGUCAGAAUGAAGCUCAAGUCAUUAUUGCACCUGGAAACAUCUUUGAGGUUCCUGGCGAUGACAGUGUUAAGUUCAGACACUCUGUGAGGUUGACUUUUAGCUGGAUCGAUCACGACUUGAUGGUCGAAGCCGUCAAGAGGAUUAGUCUCGUCCUUGAGAGUUGCCUGAAAGGCGAAAGACCUGAAGAGGCUCACAAGCAGGAUGGUGUCAACGAGAAUCCAUACUGA